Toxotes jaculatrix (banded archerfish) is the source of this 3341-nucleotide messenger RNA. It is a transcript of the gene ogfr, whose product is annotated as opioid growth factor receptor. The record is from RefSeq and is a predicted model, not a curated record. Bases 164 to 1828 code for a protein of 554 amino acids. Gene Ontology annotation, cellular component: membrane. Gene Ontology annotation, molecular function: opioid growth factor receptor activity. The transcript has 7 exons. Lineage: Eukaryota; Metazoa; Chordata; Actinopteri; Toxotidae.
CGCUGCCGCUGUCUGACGAUGGUAGACUGUAAAGACGGAUGGUCAGGGCCGUCCCCGUCUAACCUGAUCAUGCAAGUGUAACUUGACUCAUGUCAGUUUGUAGCGCUAAACCUGGUUUAACGUUUAGUCAGCUUUGGUUCGUCAUAUAACUGUGUUUGUAAUAAUGGAGGACGACUGUGUUUGCGAGUACGACUCGACCUGGGACACAGAGAGUGAUGGAGACGACCCGGCCGGAGAGAGCCAACCCCGUCGGUCAAGUCAAGACAAAAACAAAUCCAGUUGGAAUUUAUGGCACCACACGCCCAGGAACAUAAGGGCAGCAAAGGACAUGCAGAACUACAGAAGAGGAUAUCCAAAUCUUACAGAUGAUGAAUGCUCAGAAGACAAAAUGAACAAUUUGCAGUUUUAUCUCAAUAAAUUUCCCUCUGCACCUGAUGAUGUCUACAUUGAGUCAUUUCUUAAGGAAUGGAAAAAUGACUAUAAAAGACUGGAGAGAGUUCACUCGUACAUUCAGUGGUUGUUUCCACUGCGAGAGCCUGGGGUUAAUUACAUGGCUUCAGAGCUAACCAAGAAGGAAAUUGAGGCUUUUAAGAAGAAUGAGGACGCCAAAAGAAGACUAGUCGAGUCUUACGAGCUCAUGUUGGGCUUCUAUGGAAUCCGUUUGGUCAGCAAAGAGACAGGUGAAGUGAAACGUGCCGAAAAUUGGAAGGAGCGCUUUGGAAACCUGGAGCGGAAUAUGCACAACAAUCUGCGCAUCACUCGCAUCCUGAAGAGCCUUGGAGAGCUGGGAUUUGAGCACUAUCAGGCCCCACUUGUGCGCUUCUUUCUGGAAGAGACACUGGUCAAGAAGAACCUUAGCAGCGUUAAACGCAGUGUGCUUGACUAUUUUUUGUUUGCCGUGCUGGACAAGCAGAAACGCCAGGAGCUUUUGCGCUUCGCCUACCUUAACUUUGAGCCAAAGGAUAAGUUUGUGUGGUGUCCCAGAAAGAUUCAGAGACAAUUCAGGAAGCCAGAGAAGAGACUGGAUGCCAUUGGGAAUGGAGAUGGGAAGGAUGAAGUGUAUGCACCAGGUAAAAUCAAAGAUGGAGUGGCAGCUGUGCAACAAAAAGAGGAUGGAUUGGAUAAUGUUUCAAAGGUUCAGAAAGGAACUGAUAAGACAGGAAGUAAAGACAAAAACAAACCGUCAGAGGCAACACGUGAGCAAAAACCGGAAGCUGAUGCUGUCGGUAAUGGAAACACAGAGGCUGAGUCUCAUAAUGAAAUUUCUGGCAAUGGAAACGACUCCACAGAUGAAGUUGAUGAAAUGGAUCACUCGCCCUGCCACACCGAGACUGACACCGACACUGACACCGUGGCUGCAAAAACCAAACCCAGCGCACACACUGAAUUUACCGACAACUCAGAGGACACCAUCCCGGAUCCAGGCAACGGUAUGCAAGAUGGGGACAUAGACACUGAGAAACCACUGAAGAAGAAGAGAGAAGAUCACAAGGUGCUGCCCAGCAACAGCUUCGCUGGGGAUUCAGCCAGUGGGCAGAUGGAGGAAAAAGCUGGAGCUAAUAAAGCCACUGGUCAAACGAGCCCAUCGACGCAAACCCCACUUAAGACCUCAAAACACUCACCCUCUCCUUCUUUGGGAAGAGGAGAGAAAAUUCCAAGGACUGAUUUUAAUCAAGUGCCAGAUAAAAAGGAAGAAGAAGACAAGUCACAGGAAAAUGUGUCAGCAACAAAUGGGUCACUGACGAGCACCGGCAAACCUGUGGAUGAACAGACAAAUGGGAAGGAGUUGGAAGAUGCUGAUAUGGCAUCAAACCCCUCGAGCUCAUAACAAAACGUGGGCAAUUCAUGAAUAAAGUGGAUGAUUGGAGAAAAUACAAAAAUUUGAGAUGAAAUGAAACUUAAUAUAGGGACAGAGUAUGACUUUAAAAAAGACUUUCUGGGCCUUAUUUCUACGAUAUUUGAUGUUUAGAUAUCAGUUCUUUUCACUUUAUGAUCAUAUAUGGAAUGAUUAAUUCACCAAAUGUGGGAACUGGAUGUGACUCAGUUUCCAUGUGGCCAUCAGAUAAUAUUAAAGGAUAAGACUCAUGAUAUUCUGUAAUUUUGCUUUGCUCAGCAAAUCCCAUGAAAAGACCAGAAGCGACAGCACGUUAGUUGGUCUCUCAGUACUUUCUGGCUUCCCUGCGCUGUCUGUGGCAUUUUGGUUAAUAUUAAAGACAUGGAUCUUUAAAAAGUCAAUAAUAUAUAGUUUUACUUUUUUUUUAAAAAAGCUAUAUAUUCUUACAGUGGGUUUUGCAAGUGUUACUCAAACAGGAGUAAACUGUGAUGGUGGAUUUGGGAACAUCUACAGCAGCAGGAUGGUGUAUUCAGUAAACUCCAGUGCCCACGUUUAUUACAAUGAAGGAACAUGUCACCCAGUGCCACACUGUGACUCAUUUUUGUGUUUAAUAGUUUCUGGACAACUUUGCAAGAUGGCUCAAAGGAAUAAACUAUAAUCAGGCUUUGGCUAUACAUGUGAUACUUGUGCAUUUGGAUCGUUGUUUGUUUUGGUCUUUUCAUGGGAUUUUUUUUUUUUUUUUUUUGCUAAUAAGAAAAAUAUAGAAUAUUACCGGACUUAUCCUUUCUGAUAGUAAUGACUGCGACCGUCGGUGACUGAUAUUAAAUAUCACUACAGAAUACAUAAAGCACUGUUAUUACUGUAUGUCACUGAAAUGAUGAUUUAAGCAUUUUUAACACCUUACUACUUUCACUAUUGAACAGUUUUUUUGCACUGAGAAAUAAUUGGAAGAGCUUUUUCCCGCCUCUUUUGAGCUUUCUUUUUUAAAUGUAAGUAAAAAUUUCUUCUGUACUGGUUUAUGUUUUCUGCUGGACUCUGCUGAUCAAAUGGAUUUAAGACUGAAUGUCACUUAAGUUAUAUUUCAUUAAUGUUGCUCGUCUGUAUGUUUUCAUGCAGACUGGGGAAGUAGACUUUUGAAGAACUGCCAAAAAUGAGAUAAGACUGAUUGAUUGUACGAUGCGUAUUUGUCCUCUCGGCAGAAAUGAUGAAGCUUUGGCUGUAAUUUGAGGUCCACUGGGUGUUAAUUUGGGACAACUGCAGACCCUGAGUAUUUACACGCCAGGGUGCUUAUAUUGAUGCAUUGAAGUUAUGGUAUUUACAUAAUGAAGUCCUAAUAAUUUUACAAAAAUGUUGAAAUCUUUAUAUGUGAUUUUUUUUCCCAAGUAAAUACCUGGCUGUCAACAAAGCAGAAUAAAGUUAUACUAUUUUCUGAUGCAUUUGUGGCACUGAUGUCUUUAGCCGAAGUCUGAGUCCUGUUAUUAUUUUUAUUAAAGUGCAGUUGUCAGGA